AUGGCUUUCAAUUCCAAGGUCUUACUUUCUGACAUCUCCACGCUCACCUUCUUCGACGGUGAGCAGACAACCUUUCGUCGAACCUCGCCAGUCGAUCAACUGGUCUGUCGGGGACCUGGGUGCAAGGUCUUCCGGCCUGAGGUCAUCCAAUGCUACAAUAAAGGCGGUUUAGGAACUGAUGUCAAUUGGAAAUGUGAGGCCGACCUCCCGGCCAAAUUGAAACUUGGUCGAGUUGAAGUGGGAUGUGAAGGAUGGUCCAACUCGCAAGAUCCGUAUGUACUCAAAGGCUCAUGCGCCUUGACUUAUACCCUCAAUCUCGAUACCUAUUCGAAAUACAACACUUCUGCGGAAUCUUCUCCAGCCGUAGCUUGGGUCUACUGGAUGGUUGUAAUCCUAAUCGCCUUCCUCUUCGCAUACCCUUAUAUCCGUUCCUUUCUCGUGCGGUUUCUGCCUUGGCUCGAUCCCAUCUUAGCUGAUUCUUCAUCGGGAGGUGAUGGGGGUGGCCCGCCCCCACCCUACAUGCCUGAUCAACCACCUCCCAAAUCUGCACCUAGCACCUCCCAGCCUUGGUGGUCUCCUUUCUUGUCGGGUGUUGUGUCAGGAACUGUGACGCACCUGUUGAGGGGCGCCGAUACGAGAGCCUCCGAUAGACCAUCGACUGGCUUCGCGACCGCACCUUCGUAUGGCCGGUCUCAUCCGACUUAUCGAGGCCAAGGUAGCUCGAGCGACAUGGAUGAUAGCAGUAACUUGGGCCCCAUUCAAACUUCUACUGGAUUUGGUGGAACCAACAAUCGCUAGAUGCUUUUGUUGCACACUUUCUAUACUUCUCCCCAAAAUAAAAAAAGCACUAAAAACAUUUAUCGGAAUUCGAAUUGGCUCUGUAUAUCACAAUCACUCUCACAUAACACUCUGUAGCAAUGAAAAAUUUAAACCUUUGUGUCCA
Messenger RNA from Puccinia graminis f. sp. tritici CRL 75-36-700-3, 943 nucleotides. RefSeq lists its product as uncharacterized. Bases 1 to 798 code for a protein of 265 amino acids. Gene Ontology annotation, biological process: regulation of store-operated calcium entry. Lineage: Eukaryota; Fungi; Basidiomycota; Pucciniomycetes; Pucciniales; Pucciniaceae. The transcript has 4 exons. The record is from RefSeq and is a predicted model, not a curated record. Gene Ontology annotation, cellular component: endoplasmic reticulum membrane.